AUGUCAAAAUCAAUUUAUAUGUCCACCAUUGUGGCAUCAGAGCGACCCUCGAACGGAAAAUCGUUCUUUGCUGAUCAAACAACCACGGCACCAACUCCGAAACCAGAGGAAAGCCUGGUCGAUAAGAAGAAAACCAACCCAACAGGCUUGGGUGGCGAACCGCAACACAAAGAAAACUCUGGUGAAUCCACUGCCGUCAAACUGUUAUCUGAAAAGCCAUUGGUCACGUCUCCCUCAUCGGAUGAUGAGAAAGAGAAAAAAACUGCAGAAGGGAAAGUUCCGAUUGAACCAAAAGGCGAUUCACUGGCAUCGAGAUUAUCGUCUGCCGGAAAAGAAGAUCCUCUUCCGAAGAAGCCUCCAACAGAAGGCUUUCCCCCAAAGCCGACUGACGAUCCAAAGGCACCAAAAGAUCCCAAAACAGCCGGAGAAAAAAUCAAAUCAGACGAGUCAAAGGCGCCAAUAGAACCUAAGCCGAAGGAAGCUGUUCCGGGGAAAAAGGAUGGCGGUGAAGGAAGCAAGAAACCUGAUGUAACGGAGGUCAAUAAGGGGCAAUUAGGAAAAGAUCCAAAAGUAGAGCCCCCUAAACCAAAAGAGACAAGUUUAUUGGAAAAAGAUCUCAAGCCGCUAUCAGAAAAACCCACCUCCAAAGACGAAACUCAAGAAUCACCUGUACUUCUUUCACUGGGACAAAAGACAGAGGAUGAAACGAAAGAACCAGAAUUUCAAGCUGGUCUUGCCGAAAAGAAAAUGGGAACAGAUAAGGAUUCUCGUCCACAGAAUGAUGCAGAAGGGGUUAACAAAAAGAAGAAGGCGGAUGGUCAAGGAAAAGAGACUCCGAAGGAAGACUCCGAAAUCAAACCACCAACUUCACUUCCAACAGUCGAUUCUGCAAAGGAUUUGGGGCCAGAGCCCGCUCCAAAGGCUCCGCCUCCCUUGCCUCCAAAAUCAACUGUACCUCCACCUCCUCCACUCGGAAAAGGAACAGCUGAACCCGACCCCCCAGUCACAAAAGACAGUUUUCCCGAGGCACAAUCCAUGCGAUUGGCUGGAAAUACAGCAAACACUUUGAGUGUCGUCAAAGAGGGCUCUACCUCAACAGCUAACCAGGAUUCCGGAGGUCCUAAAGACAAAGAAGGAGAAGACAAAAGCAUGAGCAAAUUGAUUUACAUCGGCGCUGGGGGAGUCGGGUUGCUCAUCUUACUUGUGAUUAUCAUAAUUUUUGCAAGAAAGAAGCAGAAGAAAGAAAAACAGUCACCCGAUGGAGAAAAGUCUUGGGGAGUUCAGUCUGAGGUCCCUAUUGAAUUUGGAUCUGGUCAAGGGGCAAGCCAAAUCACGACACCAUUAUCACCACCAAUGAGUUUGAAUGGAAAGAGCCAACGGGGUAUUCCUGUGGCCCUUCCCACGCCAAGAGGAGAUGAAGAUCUGUCGGGAGGAAAGUCAUUCAGUCGACAACUCAGGUAUAGUAAUGGCUCCGAAAGGAAUAAUUCCACUCGCUACGAAAGUGAUUACGGGAGAGAUGUUUAUGGCCAAGAUUCAUUCUCAGCCUACAACGAAAGCGAUUUCUAUGAUAACAGUAGAUAUAAGGGAAGCCGUGAUCCUGAACCACGCGGAAGAGUGGACUCAUUUCCCAUUCAAAGAUCAACGGGUCAAAUGUCACCUAGGUCAGAAAGGGGCAGGUUUCCAUAUAACAGAAGAUAGUUGAUCAAAGUAUUGAAAGUAACAGACCAGCCAAAAUACAAUAUAUUUUACCCUCAGAUUGAGUAAUCUACUCUCAG
Molecule: messenger RNA, 1775 nt
Organism: Puccinia graminis f. sp. tritici CRL 75-36-700-3
Lineage: Eukaryota; Fungi; Basidiomycota; Pucciniomycetes; Pucciniales; Pucciniaceae
Exons: 3
Coding region: 1-1698 (565 amino acids)
Source: RefSeq, a predicted model, not a curated record